UGAUGGAGAAACUGAGACAAGUGGCUAUGUCGCUGAAGAUGGCCGGGUUCAUUGCAUCUCCCCUUUGCUCUAUCUUACUGGCAUGGUUAGCCUGGAGAUUUCUCAAGAUGAUGGACAAACGUUUCCCUGGUCUGGAACUUGGCUGUCAGUUCAUCAUAACAAAGUGCCACCUUCAGAGAAAAGCACGUUAGUGAAUGAAACAAAGUGGCAGUACUACGGCACUCCAGGGACAGGCGGGAACCUUACUGUCAGCUGGAAUCACCAGAUGCUGCAAGCCAACUAUGUCAACAUAGAAGUCUGGGGCUAUAAUGAAACAGGAAAACCCUACUCCAGUAAUUGGGCUGCUGAAUGGAAGUAUCUUUACACCCUGAAAAGAAACCAUUCCAAUGUAGGGGAAUUUACUUUUCUGCCUGUCCCAUCGGCUCAGUACAGGGACUGGGAAUUGGGGGCUCUGAGGAUUUCUUCCAGUGCUGCUUCUGAUGGUCAGAGCAAUGUGGCAGCCAUUUGGAGCACGGAGCAUGCCCUGGCUUGGCACUUGGGUGAUGACUUCCGGAGGGAUUCAGCUGCAUGGGCCACAGAAAAGUGCCACCAGUGGGAUGCCAGAGAGAGAGACCAGCCAAACUUUUUGGACGAGAUUGAAGAUUGCCCCUGCACUUUGGCACAAGCCCGGGCUGACACAGGCCGAUUUCAUACAGACUAUGGGUGUGACAUAGAAAAGGGAAGUGUAUGCACCUACCACCAGGGCGCCGUGCACUGUGUGAGAAGUGUUCAAGCCAGCCCACAAUAUGCUGCGGGGCAACAGUGCUGCUAUGAUGCUGCAGGAACCCAGGUCCUCACAGGGGACUCCAUUGGGGGCAGCACCCCAGAUCGGGGCCAUGACUGGGGAGCUCCUCCUUACAAAAAGCCCCCUAGGGUCCCUGGCUUCUCCCACUGGAUCUAUGAUGUCCUCAGCUUUUACUACUGCUGCUUAUGGUCUGACAACUGCUCCAUCUACUUCAAGCACCGUCCCUCAAGCGGCUGCAGGAGAUACCGCCCUCCCAGAGCUGCUUCAGCUUUUGGAGAUCCUCACUUUAUUACUUUUGAUGGCAUGAAUUUCACCUUCAAAGGCCUUGGAGAAUAUACCCUGGUGGAGUCGGACCUGACAUGGUUAAGGAUUCAAGGGAGAACUCAGCUUGUCAAGCUGCUGAGUGGAAAGGAAGGAGCAGAAGCCCCGGUGACAGGCUUCUCUGCCAUUGCAAUGCAGGAGAAUGAUUCAGAUGUGAUUGAGAUACGUAUUCCAGAACACUCUGGCUCCUUAGAGGUCCUGUUGAAUCACAAGACUCUCAACUUUUCUGAACAAACCUGGAUGGACUUGAAAGGUCUCUUCCUAUCUACUACACCUGGGCUGAAUGUCACAGUAAUGUUCUCCUCUGGUGCUGGUGUGGAAGUGAGCAGGUGGAAGGCAAGGUCACUGAGCUUGACGGUUUUGCUGCCAGAAAAGUUCCAGAAUCACUUGCAGGGGCUCUUUGGGAACAUAAAUGGCAACCCACGGGAUGAUCUGACUUUGCGCAAUGGAACCUCCCUUAAUACUGACUUCAGCACGCCCGAGGACAUAUUUGUGUUUGGAGCAGACUGGGCCAUCAGGAAUGAAACAUCUUUGUUCACUUAUGACACUCAACAUUUGUUAGACAAAUACUUCUAUGGGCCAAAGCACGACCCCACUUUUCUUCCUGUGUUUACUCCCUCUGAAGACCCAACUGACCCCCUUGUGGAGCAGAUGGCGUUUCUUUGCCAAUCAGACCCUUUCUGUAGGUUUGACGUCCUGACAACCAGAGAUCUUGCUGUGGGAAACAGCACCAAGUUGUCCCAUCAGAGAUACCUGUACCUCCAGGAGAGUCUACAGCCAGUGGUUUCUUGUGGUUGGCUGGCUCCCCCCUCAAAUGGCAAGAAAGAAGGAACCAACUAUUUAGUUGGGUCUGUUGUCAGAUUCCAUUGCAACCAUGGCUACAGCCUUGCAGGAGCCUCAGAGAGAAUGUGUCAGGACAAUGGGGCAUGGUCAGGAGAGCCCACCAGCUGUCUGCCACAUGAUGGCUCUGGUCACCCGUUGUCCCCCUUCGUCCUGAAAUGCGGCAUUCUGGGGUUUGCGGCCCUGGCAGUUGCCCUUGGACGGGUCUAACCUGGUCACGACCUUUGGUAGAAAAGAUGGAGGCUGCGGAGCCACCUGUCUUGGCUCACUUUCUGCCACAGCAAAGGGAGUCCAGAGGUUUUGUGACCUGGAUUUGCAACUGGAUUUCAAGAAUGGCCACACCUCAACUACUUGCGGACUUCACUACAGAAAGUGUAGUCAAGCACUAUAAGUAAAUAAAUAAAGCA
Pogona vitticeps (central bearded dragon) is the source of this 2352-nucleotide messenger RNA. The record is from RefSeq and is a predicted model, not a curated record. NCBI's taxonomy places the organism in Eukaryota, Metazoa, Chordata, Lepidosauria, Squamata, Agamidae.